Molecule: messenger RNA, 1141 nt
Organism: Neltuma alba
Lineage: Eukaryota; Viridiplantae; Streptophyta; Magnoliopsida; Fabales; Fabaceae
Product: heterogeneous nuclear ribonucleoprotein H2
Exons: 2
Coding region: 189-983 (264 amino acids)
Molecular function (GO): RNA binding
Source: RefSeq, a predicted model, not a curated record
AUCACCAAACGAGCGCGCUAGUUAGGGUUGACGUAGAAACUCUCGUGGAGCCAAUCAAACCCUAGUUGGGGUUUCUUCUCCCUAUUCAUCUCUGUGUGAGGUCUUUCUUCGCGGGAACCCUGGAGCCGUUUCGUUUUCCUCCGGCGACCGAGCCGCCUUACGGUCGACCUUACAGCGGCCUUGGAGCCAUGUACGGAUCGAGAGGGGCAAUGUUGGGAAGCGGGGGGGUUUCGGACGGGUACGAGGUUGGCUCAAAGAGACAAAGAAUGAUGGAAUCCAAUCCCUACUUCGCAGUGAGCAGCGGAACAGGUGGCUUUCAACCUUAUGGAUAUGCUGGUGCCUUUCAGCCCCCACCCUUUCCUGUCGUUCGUCUCAGGGGGCUUCCCUUCAACUGCACUGAUAUUGACAUUUUCAAGUUCUUUGCUGGACUGGACAUUGUGGAUGUAUUGCUGGUCAACAAGAGUGGAAGGUUUUCAGGGGAGGCUUUUGUUGUCUUUGCUGGAGCAGUGCAAGUUGAGUUUGCUUUACAGAGAGAUCGGCAGAACAUGGGUCGAAGAUAUGUGGAAGUUUUCAGGUGUAAGAGGCAAGAUUACUAUAAUGCAGUUGCUGCUGAGGUAAACUAUGAAGGAAUAUAUGACACCGACUAUCAUGGAAGCCCUCCUCCAUCUCGUUCCAAGAGGUUCAGUGAUAAGGACCAAAUGGAAUACACAGAGAUAUUAAAAAUGCGCGGACUUCCAUUCACUGUCUCAAAAUCUGAAAUUAUUGAUUUUUUUGGAGAUUAUAAGCUGGUUGAAGAUAAGAUACAUAUUGCAUGUCGCCCUGAUGGGAAAGCUACAGGAGAGGCAUAUGUGGAGUUUGUUUCCGCAGAAGAGGCUAAGAGAGCAAUGUGCAAGGAUAAAAUGACAAUUGGAUCAAGGUACGUGGAGCUGUUUCCAUCUACAGCAGAUGAAGCUAGACGGGCAGAGUCAAGGUCGAGGCAGUAAUCGAGAUGGGACCCAUUUGGCUGGCUUGAUGCUUAGGUUUUUAAUCUUUGGUAUACAUUUCGGUGCUACUGUAUGUGCCUCUAUUUGGAUUGUGUCUAGGAUAUUGGUCCUACUUAAUGGAUUUGUUUGAAUGUUGCAUUGUAUUUGUUCUUUAGAAA